AGAUCGUUCACUGCCGUCGGAACGGAUUGUUCCGAACCGUCCGAACAAACUUGGACGGUACAUCACUAGCCUCCGUUUCUCUAUAAAAAUACGUCAACAAUCCGGUUAUUUACCUUCAAUUGUUUCAGGCUCGGCUAACAACUCGGUUGUGCUAAGCGUUGUACUAUUGUGCCUUUCUAGUGGGUUUUCCGCUUCGUCUCCAGUGCUGUGACAGUGAAAUCAAAGCAAAACUCAUCAACAAUGUCGCGCAAUCCGGCCGAAAACCAGCUUAACGCGUUCAAGGAUGCUCAAAAGGAAAAGACGACGGCUACCAUGAGCCAUGGUGCUCCGGUCGGUACGAAGACCGCCUCCCAAACGGCCGGUCCGCGUGGCCCGGUUCUGCUGCAGGACGUUCACCUAAUCGACGAGCUGGCCCACUUCGAUCGUGAGCGUAUUCCGGAGCGCGUGGUGCACGCUAAGGGUGCCGGUGCCUUCGGCUACUUUGAGGUCACGAACGACAUCACCAAGUACUGUGCGGCGAAGCUGUUCGAGAAGGUGGGCAAGAAAACGCCACUGGCCGUCCGUUUCUCUACCGUCGGUGGUGAGAGCGGUUCGGCCGAUACCGUGCGUGACCCGCGCGGUUUCGCCGUCAAGUUCUACACGGACGAUGGCGUGUGGGAUAUGGUGGGCAACAAUACGCCCAUCUUCUUCAUCCGCGAUCCGGUCCUGUUCCCGAGCUUCAUCCACACGCAGAAACGCAACCCGGCCACCCAUCUGAAGGACCCGGACAUGUUCUGGGACUUCAUUUCGCUUCGACCGGAGACGACGCACCAGACGAUGUUCCUGUUCUCCGACCGCGGUACACCGGACGGCUACCGUUUCAUGAACGGGUACGGUUCGCAUACUUACAAGCUGGUUAACGCUGACGGCAAGCCAGUGUACUGCAAGUUCCACUUCAAGACCGACCAGGGCAUCAAGAACUUGGACACGUCCCGUGCCGACGAGCUGUCCGGCAGCGAUCCGGACUACAGCAUUCGCGAUCUGUACAAUGCGAUUGCUAAGAAAGACUUCCCCAGCUGGACGCUGAAGAUCCAGGUGAUGACCUUCGAGCAGGCCGAAAAGGUCCCGUACAAUCCGUUCGACCUGACCAAGGUCUGGCCCCAGAACGAGUUCCCCCUGAUUCCGGUCGGUCGCAUGGUGCUCGAUCGCAACCCGAGCAACUACUUCGCCGAGGUGGAACAGGCCGCGUUUGCUCCUUCCCACCUGGUGCCCGGCAUCGAACCGUCCCCGGACAAGAUGUUGCAGGCGCGUCUCUUCUCGUACGCUGACACGCACCGUCAUCGCGUCGGUGCCAACUACCUGCUGCUGCCGGUCAACUGUCCCUACCGGGUGCCCGUCCGCAACUAUCAACGCGACGGACCGAUGAACUGCACCGACAAUCAGGGUGGCGCACCCAACUAUUUCCCGAACUCGUUCAGCGGCCCGCAGACGUGCCCAGUAGCGCACAAGCUGCAGAACACGCCGAUGAAGCUUUCGGGCGACGUGAACCGGUACGAAACCGGCGAUGAAGAUAAUUUCUCCCAGCCGGCUGUAUUCUAUCGCCGCGUGCUAGAUGAUGCUGGCCGCAAGCGAUUGGUUAACAACAUUGUGGGACACCUGAAGAAUGCUUCGCUGUUCCUGCAAGAGCGUGCGGUUAAGAAUUUCGCCAUGGUCGAUGCUGAUUUUGGCCGUCAACUUUCGGAGGGACUGAAGCUGCACCGUUCGGCAAGUUUGUAAAAAAAAGCACAAAUCACUCCUGAAUGAUGGACCGGUGGAAAAAAUCGGAAAGUGGGUCGGCUUCUCACGAAACUGUCGGAAAUCAUUUUGUUUCGAAUCUAUACCAACAACGGGAAAAGGAGGCCGUUUAAUGUUUUUCUGUACUUUCAAUAUUUUUAUUGUAUUCCGCACGCGUCUGCUGCAAAUCCAGUUUGUAAAUGUGCUCGAGUGCAAUAUUCCUGUGCGGGUGCCAGUCGCCCGUAUAUUUGUUAUUUUUGUAAACAAUUUUAUGGAAAGAAUAAAAUCUUAUGGUUCUAUAAGCAAAACACAA
Anopheles stephensi (Asian malaria mosquito) is the source of this 2065-nucleotide messenger RNA. Its product is annotated as catalase-like. Lineage: Eukaryota; Metazoa; Arthropoda; Insecta; Diptera; Culicidae. The transcript is spliced from 2 exons. Gene Ontology annotation, cellular component: peroxisome; mitochondrion; cytoplasm. The coding region runs from base 241 to 1755 and encodes 504 amino acids. Gene Ontology annotation, molecular function: catalase activity; heme binding. The record is from RefSeq and is a predicted model, not a curated record. Gene Ontology annotation, biological process: hydrogen peroxide catabolic process; response to hydrogen peroxide.